AUGGAUGAACAAGAAGCCCGAUUGCUUGAUGCUGAAGUCAAGAACAAGUCACUGGGUGACGAGAUUCAACGUCUCACCUCUGUCGUUACAGAUCAAAGCACCACAAUCAAUAAUCUUCGUUUAUCUAUGGCCGACCUCGAUCAAUAUUCGCGAAGGAACUAUCUUCAGGUAUUUGGAAUAGAAGAACAAGAUAAUGAGUCAACGGAUGACGUCAUAUGUCAACUAGCGCGGGAUUCCCUCGGAGUGAUUAUUUCAAAGGAUGACAUUGAUCGUUCACAUCGAGUCGGUGACCCGAGGAAACAACCGAGGAGGAAGAAUGGGAAACCCGGAGUUCGUCCAAUCGUUGUAAAGUUUACAUCUUAUAGAACCCGUCACACCAUAAUCUCCCGUCGUCGUCGAUUAAAAGGCACGAACAUUGUUAUUCAGGAACAAUUGACAAAAGCCAAUCUACAACUCUUGAAAAACGCGAAGAAGAUGAAGAACGUAAUCAAUGCAUGGUCUAGUGACGGUCGUGUGAUUGUAAAACUCCAAGCAUCAAACGAUUCCGGAAACGCGGAACAAGGCCGAACGUUUGUGUUUGCUAUUCCACAAUUCUACAAUAAUCCAGAAGGACUUGUAGCAACCCUUACUGUUAUUGGUACAUCGAGAAAUGCGACCCAAGUUAAAGUUAACAUCAGGGAAAUUGACUUUGCAGAAUCCAGAGUAGUAUCUUACCACCAAGCCUCUAUGAUCGCUUUGCCGCGGUCUGUAGUAGCGGACGUAAGAAACAGCCAUGCUAUGACAGUGACAGUUUCAUCUUCGAAUGACAUAUCGGUACGGUGUCGAGUGGAAUACGAAUUUGACCUAAAUCAUCCCGGUGAAGGUUUUCUAGUUCUUCCAGUAGCAUCUCUCAACACCGAAUAUUUCAUAGUUACAGCGGCAACACCUGAGGAAAACCUUGCUCAGUAUAAGGGUAAACCAAAUCAUUCUCUUUUCACCAUAUCUGCAGCGUACCACGACACGAUUAUUCAUAUCGAAACAGUUGCACCGUUGAAUGUCUCCCAUCAAUUCUUCCCUUCCAAGAAACAUAUAAAUUUAUCUCUAAACAAACACAAGAGCAUAUUAAUAAGCAGCUCAGAAAACCUUAGCAGGACACGCGUUACUGCGUCUAAGCCCAUUGCAGUAGUGAGUGGAAACGAUUGUGGCAUUAUCCCUGGCAUCAAGAGCCAUCCCACGUCCUGCUACUUUAUGGUGGAACAACUUUUACCAACAUCUUUUUGGGGUGUUGAGUUCGAAGUGAGUCCCUUCCAGUUUGAGACGAGUCAUCAUGUAUUAUACUUUGCCGUUUUGGGUGAGGAUACAGAAGUUACCAUUAAUGAUGACGUUAAGCGAGUACUCAGCCCGGACAAGAAUAUGGGCUUCAUCCAACGCCUCUCUGGUUCGCAUGUUACGCAUGUAUCGUCAAACUUUCCGAUCAUGAUCGUGCACUUCAUUCAGAAGACAGUAUCUUUGGGAGUGUCAGGUGCAAUGACAAUUGUCCCAUCAGCUCAAGAGUUUGUUAGACGCGCGUACGUGGCCGUACCCGCCCCAAGAAGAUUUCAAGAUAGGAAUGUUGACUUCUCGGUUUGUAUCGUCACUAACUGCUCACUUAUGAACAAUAUUCGGGUCAACGGGAAUCCAUUAAACCCCCAGUCCCAACCAGUUCGUCUACUUCGAGGGCAUUUUUGCUCUAUUGAUCUCCGCAUUUAUACCGGUGCUGGAAAAAUAGUUACCAUCUCAAGUUCGUCCGAAAUGGCCCGCAUGUUAGUCACAGCAAAGAGACACGAAUGUGGUCUUUUAGAUUUUGCAUAUCCUGUCUCUUUAGGACUGGGGAUGAAUGGUUUAGCAGGCAAUUCUAGUUCCUGUUCAGAUGAUGUCGCUGAAGAAACACCAGAGAUUCAUCUCACAGAGGAUGAAGAUAAAAUGUUCCGGUUUAUCUGGUACGCAUGUAUUGGAGGUGCUGGACUUAUCUGCUUAGUUGCUGUCAUAAUCUCUGCGUCUCGUAAAAGUUCCUCGAGGAUACAUUGCGAUGUCAAGUGCUGUGUCCGUCGUUCUCAAACCACAUCGUCCACAGACUACGACGAUUUCAGUCUGGACCAACUCUCCUUCCACCGGUGCCCAUCCUCCAUGUGUUCGAGCAACGGCAUAACGUCUAUGUCACAUUCUUACGAGUAUCAAUUAACGCCGUACAGUAACAGUACAUCCCAUCAGAUUAGUACUGUACCAGAGUGUCGUGUUGAUGUCGCUGCUGAAGGCUCCUACGCCACCAUUGGACACUGAUCUGGCUUUCUAACCCGUCUACCUGAUUGGUAAACCUUUAACGCAUUUCGAAGAACCUAUGGCUCGUUUUUGGAUGCCAACAGUUUUGUUUCUUAAACAAUAUGGUUCGUUCUAUUUUUUGCACUUUUACUCCUAAAUGAUAAAAACGUCUUAAUUGCAGAUAUUCUGGAUUUAUAAACGUCAGAGUUUUGUUUGAAAUUACCUAAUUUCUCAACAACUUUACUCGCAUAAACUCUUACAUUUUACGUAUUCUGUAAAUCACCAUACUACUUGUUAAAUUAAGUAAGAAUCUAGUUAUGGGAGUUUGAAUCAUAUGAAGGAGUAAUGGAAACCAAAAAAGUAAAAAACAAUUCUUGGGUUUGGGUCUCAUUUUUCACAUGUAAGUGGAAACUUUUACAGAAUGGUACACUUGAGUGAGUGUUGUCCGUAUUUGUAAUGGUCCCGGAAAUCAGUUUGCAAAGAAAUGCUCAUUUUCACCGUUCACGCUGUAUCAAGGAAAAAUAAAACGAAAACAAACUCAGCGUGUCGUACAUUUAUCAAACAUUCUUUAUGCAUUUUUAGCAAAUUGAAAUAUAACAGAUACAUUUAAACAUUUUUAAAACAACUUUGCUAAGGAAGUACAAUGGCUAUUUUUUGCGCCAGCUGAAUCUGAGGACAUAACUGAAUGGAAGCAGAUGCUUAUUGGAGACAUCUCCAGCAUUCUUUUACCAUUCAAGUGUUUAUCAUUCAAAGUGGGAACAAAUUUCAUACUUC
Lytechinus variegatus (green sea urchin) is the source of this 3051-nucleotide messenger RNA. RefSeq lists its product as uncharacterized. Lineage: Eukaryota; Metazoa; Echinodermata; Echinoidea; Temnopleuroida; Toxopneustidae. The transcript has 3 exons. The record is from RefSeq and is a predicted model, not a curated record. The coding region runs from base 1 to 2298 and encodes 765 amino acids.